AUGACUGACCAUAUUCUGGAGGUCGCCGAGACCAUCCAAACAGCCUCUAUUGUCUCGCACCCGUCUGCCACCCACGAUCUCAACCCGUCCACCGCGGCCUCGGAAAAGCAGCCCGUUGUUGUAGCCCCGGCUUCCGAUGCUGGCAGUCUGUCUUCGGACAUUGUUGAUCCAAGCCGAGUCAUUCGCCCUAUUCGUCGGCGCCAGACACUUCCUCCUCUGCCGGACUUGCGCUUCGAGCAGAGCUAUCUGGCUAGUUUGAAAGGAGCCGACACCUGGGGACGGGUAGCGUGGAUUACCAUCAGGGACCAGGUACGGGGAACCGGGGAACCUAUAUCGGAUGAACCGCAUAGUGAAAUUCGCAUGGCUAACGAUGAUUGUUUCUUGCUCCAGGUCCUUCUCCCUCUUAUCCAAGGCACAGUCUGGACACUCGCGCUGUCUGGGUGGCGCUUCUGGAACCGCAAUGCCUCGCUUAGCGGACAUACACUGGGAAGCAGAAUCCGCAGGUGGUGGUACGGAGUCAACAACUGGAAGUUGCCGCCGGUGGGCUGGACCAAGGAUCCUAAGCUGGCCUCGCGGGUCGAAGAUGAGUUUUUGCAGUUCUACGAAGCCCAGUUUUCCAACGCUGGUUCUGACUGA
This is a messenger RNA of Penicillium daleae, 636 nucleotides long. Its product is annotated as DUF1770 domain-containing protein. The record is from RefSeq and is a predicted model, not a curated record. Gene Ontology annotation, molecular function: mitochondrion autophagosome adaptor activity. Gene Ontology annotation, biological process: mitophagy. The transcript has 2 exons. Lineage: Eukaryota; Fungi; Ascomycota; Eurotiomycetes; Eurotiales; Aspergillaceae. Bases 1 to 636 code for a protein of 211 amino acids.